Messenger RNA from Fusarium tjaetaba, 2058 nucleotides. RefSeq names its product n-terminal fungal transcription regulatory domain protein. Gene Ontology annotation, biological process: regulation of DNA-templated transcription. Lineage: Eukaryota; Fungi; Ascomycota; Sordariomycetes; Hypocreales; Nectriaceae. The transcript is spliced from 5 exons. Gene Ontology annotation, molecular function: zinc ion binding; DNA-binding transcription factor activity, RNA polymerase II-specific. The record is from RefSeq and is a predicted model, not a curated record. Bases 1 to 2058 code for a protein of 685 amino acids.
AUGUCCCACUUGCGCCCUCUACUCCCCGCUACGUCCGCUGGGAGUUCUGGUCAAGGCGGAGGCGCGCCCGGCCCCAGAGCACCCUUGGCUCCCAAGAGGAAGAACGUCGACGCCGCUUGUCUUGCCUGCAAGAAACGCAAAGUGAGGUGCGAUGGCCAAGAGCCACGAUGCGCCGUCUGUGUCAAACGCGGCCUUCUAUGCGAAUACUCCCCCACCGAGAACCAGAGUAGCAAAGUCAUCAAGCGCAAAUUAACAGACAUAGAAGAGCGUCUCCAGGCUCAUGAAGAGCUCUACAGCAUCAUGCAAAGCAAGUCUGAAGAGGAGUGUCUAUCGAUCAUUCGUCGAAUCAAAAGUGUCCAGGACGUUCGGACUGUUCUCCGACACCUCCAGGAUGGUGAUUUGCUGCUUCAAAUUGCCCAUGUUCCCCAGACAUGGCAUCAAUAUAGCUUCCCAUUCAGCCCUGAAAUGCCCCAUUUCUUGCGCGGCGAAAAUAAUCCUUACUUAGAAUAUCGUAUCUAUGAGAUGGUCAAUGAGGAUGCGGCGGCGGGUAAUUCGAAUGCUGGGUUGAAUGCGAUGAGAGUGGGCUUUGAAGCCCAAUACAGGGCGCCAUACCAUGCUGCUACAUUGAUAGAGCCGCGUAUCGAUGCCUUGAGGCCGUCUCAAUGGACGCAGGUCCCGGUGAAUGAUAAUUUGCUAUGCCAACUUCUCAAGAUGUACUUCAUGCGCGUAUAUCCCACUUCUGCCUUUUUCCACAAUGACUACUUCUUGGACGACAUGGCAGCCGAUCGCGAGAAGUUUUGCUCCUCGUAUCUCCACGCCUACAUUAAAGAUCCUCAGCGCACAGAGUUCUGGAAUCCACACUCACUGCAGUAUCAGUUCCUCGCCGAGACCAGACGGAUUCGUGAAUUCGAAGAUCAGAAGGAUUCUCUGACAGCUGUCCAGGCUACACUUGUUCUGGCUCUCACGUAUAACAUGAACAGCAUGGAUGAGAUAGGAUUCUCAUACACUAUACAGGCCAUUGCCAUGGCCGACCGGAUCAAAUUAUUUGACGAGUUCCCUCCCAAGAUGGAAGACAAGAUCAAAGCUUCUCGGACGUUGACAGCUUGGACAACAUUCAAUUUCCAGGCGCUCUUUUCAUUCCACUUCUUCCGACCACCUCUGAUAAAAUCCCCACCCAGAUUUCCUUUACUGGAUCCCAAGGACAACGCAUCAUGGUAUCCUGAGCUAUGGAUCAUGUACCCUCUGGCUCAAAGCCCUAUACCAAUCGAUCUGGGUCAUCAUUUCAAGGCAGUUUCAGAGUCUCGUGCUUUGGUCAAUAAAAUUGGCGCCUGCGCCUUCCCUACAUUGCAGAGCCAGAAAAAGUUGACUCUCGACGAGGCCUGGGGGUUUUACUUAAUGCUGAAGAAAUGGUACGACGAGUUGCCUAGCUCAUUGUCGCCUCGCAAUGCGGUUCUCCCCUUUCAGUUAUUGGUCCAUCUACGCUACUUCAAUAUUGUCAUAAUCCUACUUGAGCCUUUUGCCACGGCAGAGACUCAAGGCCGCGAUCCAGAGAGUACAGAAAAUGACACAGCAAAUUAUGUUGUUGCAGAUGCUAAGAUGCGCUUCGAGACUGUCUCGAGACUGUACUAUCUUAGGCAUGGCUUUGAAACUUACGAUCCUCUUCUCAUCCAGUUUCAUAUCCUCCUGGGUUUCAUGACGCUAAACACACUAUCCUCGGGUAAGAAAAAAGCCCCGGAAGCUGUUAAGGCCCUCCAAUCUACUCUUGUUCUCGCUUUGAAAGGCCUAAGGGACCAGGCCAACUCGUGCUACUUGGCAGUGACUACAUUUAGCCUGCUGAAAGGCACGCUCAAACAAGGAGAUCCGCGUCUCUUGCAGAGUGUUGCAGACGUGGAACAGGACAAGGAAUCGGUAAAGACUUUGAUUGCCAGUCAUGUAAAGUCGCAGUAUCCUAUCAAUGUCGUGAGCAUGAGUGAGGACCCGGAGCAGAGGCGGGUGGGUGCUCUUAUUGCUGCCUACAAAGAGCUGGAAUUGGAUGAUACUAUUCCAUUUAAAGGAUAG